Andrographis paniculata is the source of this 965-nucleotide messenger RNA. Its product is annotated as pectinesterase inhibitor 3-like. The record is from RefSeq and is a predicted model, not a curated record. The transcript has a single exon. The coding region runs from base 107 to 670 and encodes 187 amino acids. Gene Ontology annotation, biological process: negative regulation of catalytic activity. Gene Ontology annotation, molecular function: enzyme inhibitor activity. Lineage: Eukaryota; Viridiplantae; Streptophyta; Magnoliopsida; Lamiales; Acanthaceae.
UCUCUUAUUUUGCAGCACUCCCAAUACUAAAAGCUUAGCUCACUCCCCCAUUUCACACACAUCCGACACUUCCGGCCACCGCCGGAAUCUCAUUUCAACAACGAAAAUGAAAAGCGCCCUCCGUUCAGGUCUCCUCCUCCUCUUCCUCUGGCCGCUACUUACGCCGUCCGGCGCCGCCAGCGCGCCAAAACACGACCUGGUCCGCCGCUCCUGCGUCCACGCCAGCUACCCGUCGGUCUGCCUCCGGACACUGGCGUCCUACGGCGGCGCGGCCAGCAACCCCCACCAGCUGGCCCUGGCGGCGGUGAGGGUGAGCGUGGCGCACGCGCGCAGCGCCUCAGAGUUCCUGUCACAGCUGAAGAUCAACGGCCGGCGGGAGAAAGGAGCCCUCGCCGACUGCGUGGACCAGAUGGGAGAGUCUGUCGACGAGCUGAGCAGGACCCUGGCGGCGCUGAAGCACCUCAACAGCGGCGCCGACUUCCGGUGGCAGAUGAGCAAUGCGGAGACGUGGGUCAGCGCCGCCCUGACGAACGAGGACACGUGCCUCGACGGAUUCAAGGAGAUCAGCGGCGGAGUCAGGAAGGACGUCCGCCGGAGAAUCACCGGCGUCGCCAGAGUCACCAGCAACGCUCUCUACCUCAUCAAUUUACUGGACGAGACGCGCGGCUAGAUUCAUAAGUCGUGGUUUUAGUUAAAAACACGUUUUCGGUUUUUUUAUAAUAUAAGCGCUUUUUGUUUUUUUGUUUUUUUUAUAUAUAAAAUGCCAUCUGUAUAUUUACUUAUAAGUCGCGAAAAAUCGCGCUAUGCAAUGUGGUUUGCUUUUAUAUCCGCAAUGUACGUAGCCAGUCAAUAGCGCCGUGUUUGGGUGUGCAUAAUUUUGCUUGUAAUGUAAUUUCUAUUCUACUGAAACACAACUUCCUUUUCUUCUUAAGGUGAGCUAUAUAUAAUAAUCAAUUCCCAAAUAA